Messenger RNA from Podospora pseudopauciseta, 452 nucleotides. RefSeq lists its product as uncharacterized. The record is from RefSeq and is a predicted model, not a curated record. NCBI's taxonomy places the organism in Eukaryota, Fungi, Ascomycota, Sordariomycetes, Sordariales, Podosporaceae. The transcript has 2 exons. The coding region runs from base 1 to 393 and encodes 130 amino acids.
AUGGAGGCAUCAAAUUUUCAGUCUAUAAGAAUAAGGCUUUUUAGCUGCCAUAGAUAUGUCCAGGUCCCCAACACCGCAAAGAUUACCGUUCCUGCCAUAGCUCAAGGGUGCCCAUUAAUUGUCCUCCAGCAACAAUUGGGUCAGUACGGCCUGAUCAGCGAUCAAUUUAUAACCAAAUUCCCCUAUGAAGAGUACCAGACUCCAACUGCCCUCGGCCAGUCUCUGAUGGUGGUGCCACGUGCGUCAGCCGUUGUGCCUGGCCAGACUAAUGCAGAGCCAGUCGCAAUCCAUGCCAACCAUCACAACAUGGUUAAAUACACAUCAAGGGAAGACAGCGGAUACAAGACCGUAUCAAGACACCUCAAGGACAUGGCAAAUGACGCUAUCAAGUAGAUUCCGCAGCGCUGGGAGGCAGAGAAAAUAUCUAACGAGGGUAGGCAGUCUUAGACCGC